AUUUGCACAUCGACAUAUUGGUCAUAUAGAAAUUUCAAAGAGAUUCUUUUGUCCCAGUUGGGAAACUGUUGAUCAAGAUUCAAUCUGCCAGUUAGAAAAUUCAGAUGAAUAUUUAGUUCCAAGUACAAAAAAAGAAUCAGGACUUAUUUAUAAUGUUAAUAACACUAUUGGAAUAUGUAAUUGUUUUAUUGGAGUGUCAGGUGUAUCAUGCAAGCACCAAGGUGCCGUGGCCAUGAAGUAUUAUAUUAGAAUUAUCAAUUUUUUACCUUCAUUAACACCUAACGAUCACAUGACUUUUUCCUAUAUUGCAAAUGGACUCCAUGUGAAAGAUCAUUUUUUUUAUGCAUCAUUAUGUACAAAACCUGCAUUGGUCAAUCAGCAUAGUUUUAUAAAUAACAAUGAAGAUGAUAAUUUAAAUGCUACAUCAAUAGCAGAAUGCAGGGCUAGCACAAGCAAUAAAUUCAGUAAAAUAGAAGAUCAGGAAGCUGAGUUUGACCAUUCAUCUUUCAAUGAAUUUUUAGCAAGUGAGGUUGGCACAAGUAAUGAACUUAGAAGAUCAGGAAGCAGGGUUUGA
Molecule: messenger RNA, 574 nt
Organism: Dentiscutata erythropus
Lineage: Eukaryota; Fungi; Glomeromycota; Glomeromycetes; Diversisporales; Gigasporaceae
Source: the annotation of a GenBank genome assembly